AUGUGGUUGUUGCUGGUGGGCCUGUGCCUGGCCCCGGGGUUGGGCGACGCCAUCCCACAUGCCAGAGUGAGCCACGACAACCCGGAGCAGUUCAUGAACAUCAGCCAGAAGAUCCGUUUCCACGGGUAUCCCAGCGAGGAGUACGACGUGCAGACAGAGGAUGGCUACUUCCUCAGCCUCAACCGGAUUCCCCACGGCAAGGGGGAUGCUGGGCACUCAGGAUCCAAGUCACCCGUGUUGAUAGUCCAUGGGUUCAGCUUAGAUGGUGGUGACUGGGUGGACAACCUUCCCAACAGCAGCCUGGGCUUCAUCCUCGCAGACGCAGGGUACGACGUCUGGAUCGGAAACAGCCGGGGCAACAGCUGGUCCCGCCGGCACCUGAACCUUUCUGUCGACCAAGAGGAGUUUUGGGAUUUCAGCUUCCACGAGAUGGCCAUGUACGACCUCCCCACCAUGGUGGGCUUCAUCCUAAGGCAAACCGGCCAGGAGAAACUGUUCUACGUUGGCCACGCUCAGGGCAACUCUCUGGGUUUCAUAGCAUUUUCAAGCAUGCCGCACCUGGCUGAGAAAAUCAAACUCUUCUUUGCGCUGGCUCCUCUCUACACCUUUCAUCAUGUCAAAGGCCCCAUUUUAAAGAUAGCUUUUUUACCAGACGCAGUGCUGAAGGCAAUAUUUGGAACAAAACAGCUGACUCUGGUGGGGAGGAAGGAGAGAGCCACCCUUGCCAAGACGUGCAGCAACCUGCUAACAGCUGAAGUCUGUGAAAAUGAGAUCUUCCUUAUUGGCGGGUACAACAGGAAGAACUUGAACGUGAGCCGACUGGAUGUAUACCUAGCUCAUUUUCCAGACUACACAUCAGUAAAAACUCUUCUCCACUGGGGACAGACUGCCAAAACCGGGGAGUUCAAGCAGUUUGACUAUGGGGAGAAGAACCAGGAGAAGUACAACCAGGCUACGCCCCCCUUGUACAGGAUAGAAGACAUGAUGGUGCCGACCGCCCUGUGGAGCGGCGGGGAGGACUGGGUGAAUCCGCCUCUGGAGACCCGGCGCUUGCUCCCCCGCAUCACCAACCUCGUUCGUCACGAGCACUUCCCCGACUGGAACCACUUUGACCACCACUGGGGUCGGGACGCCCCUCAGCGCAUGUACAGGCAGAUCGUCGCUCUGAUGGAGCAAAAUCCAUGA
Gavia stellata (red-throated loon) is the source of this 1185-nucleotide messenger RNA. Its product is annotated as lipase member M. Gene Ontology annotation, molecular function: hydrolase activity, acting on ester bonds. The record is from RefSeq and is a predicted model, not a curated record. Lineage: Eukaryota; Metazoa; Chordata; Aves; Gaviiformes; Gaviidae. The transcript is spliced from 9 exons. The coding region runs from base 1 to 1185 and encodes 394 amino acids.